Nematolebias whitei (Rio pearlfish) is the source of this 1378-nucleotide messenger RNA. It is a transcript of the gene cdc42l, whose product is annotated as cell division cycle 42, like. Lineage: Eukaryota; Metazoa; Chordata; Actinopteri; Cyprinodontiformes; Rivulidae. The record is from RefSeq and is a predicted model, not a curated record. The coding region runs from base 51 to 626 and encodes 191 amino acids. Gene Ontology annotation, biological process: modification of synaptic structure; small GTPase-mediated signal transduction. Gene Ontology annotation, cellular component: dendritic spine. The transcript has 6 exons. Gene Ontology annotation, molecular function: GTPase activity; GTP binding.
GACCCACAAACCCGGAUGCAACCAACGCCUAGUCUGUCGGUAGAAAAACGAUGCAGACGAUAAAAUGUGUCGUGGUAGGAGAUGGUGCAGUUGGAAAGACCUGCUUACUGAUCUCCUACACAACCAACAAGUUUCCUUCAGAAUAUGUGCCAACAGUGUUUGACAAUUAUGCAGUGACAGUGAUGAUUGGAGGAGAGCCUUAUACGCUCGGUCUCUUUGACACAGCAGGUCAGGAAGAUUAUGACAGGCUGCGUCCUCUCAGCUACCCACAAACGGACGUCUUCCUCGUGUGUUUCUCUGUCGUUUCCCCCUCGUCGUUUGAAAAUGUCAAAGAGAAGUGGGUACCUGAGAUUUCCCACCAUUGUCCAAGCACACCUUUCCUAUUGGUGGGCACACAAGUAGACCUGCGGGACGACACCAACACUGUGGAGAAGCUGGCGAAGAACAAACAGCGUCCCCUUUACCCCGAGAGUGGCGAGAAGUUGGCGCGUGAGCUCAGAGCUGUCAAAUACGUGGAGUGCUCCGCGCUCACACAGCGAGGACUUAAGAAUGUAUUUGACGAGGCCAUACUGGCAGCGUUGGAACCUCCUGAGACCAAAUCUAAGAAGAAGUGUGUUCUGCUAUAAAGGAAUGCCAACAGUGAGCGAUGUAACGGUGUGAGAGAUUGGUGGUAUUAUUCAACAGAUCAAGUUUUUUCUAAACAAAGGACAAAACCAAAGGGUUAUAGACGUACAGUGCCAUUAAGAUUAAUUGUGCCUUUGGAAAAAAAACUGAGGCUAAAGUCGCAAAGUUUCAACAUGCAAUAAGUGCCACUCAAGUCCAUUUCUGAAAGAUUUUUAAAACUUUUUAAUUAUUUUUUUUUUACAUUCAGGUGUCCCCUCUUAUCCUCUCAUGGUUCUUUGCCCUUUUUAAAAUAUUUUCUGGUAGUAAGUGACCUUUUAGUCUUACUAUGUUUUAGUAAAAGGAAAUUGGGAGGACACUUAAUACGUACUGUUAGUAUCUUUGAACGUUACCUGGUACUUUCUGUUCUGCCCCUGCUGGAUCGGCUAAUGAAGCCCAAUCACUCCAAACAAACUGUUAUGUUUACUACUUUCCAACUCCCAGCAUCCUCUAGGGAGGAAAUGUAUUUUCACAAGUUUUCAUUUUCCGGUGAAUUUCUUUUAUUUUUUUUAAUCGUUGUUUUGGGGAAUCUUUUUAGGCUUUUUUUUAUCUUAAAAACUUGAAAAAAAAUAUUUUUUUGUUUAAAUUUUGUCUGUCUUAUCCUGUUUUUAUUGUUAGACGACCAAGAGUGAUAUAUAUAAAAAGAGAAAAUUGUGAUAUUUUUUGAUUGAUGGAGUUAGAUGACUCUUUCUGCUGAAUUUAUGGGUGUUUUAAUUUG